Messenger RNA from Trematomus bernacchii (emerald rockcod), 2789 nucleotides. It is a transcript of the gene septin4b, whose product is annotated as septin 4b. Gene Ontology annotation, cellular component: septin ring; microtubule cytoskeleton; synaptic vesicle. The record is from RefSeq and is a predicted model, not a curated record. The transcript is spliced from 13 exons. Gene Ontology annotation, molecular function: molecular adaptor activity; GTPase activity; GTP binding. The coding region runs from base 198 to 1391 and encodes 397 amino acids. Lineage: Eukaryota; Metazoa; Chordata; Actinopteri; Perciformes; Nototheniidae. Gene Ontology annotation, biological process: cytoskeleton-dependent cytokinesis; regulation of exocytosis.
CAUUAGUGUGUUUUGAGUGUGUGCUGCUACCAAACACACAGACUAACACACACUCAAGUGGGACGGUCCAACACAACGCACGGGCUGUCAUUUCACCGCAGUUGUGUUGGGAUUGAGAGAGGAAACUAAGGAAAUACCGAAGAAGAAAAAGAAGGAAAAAGAGGAAAAAAGAAGACGAAGGUCUGAAACUUUUAAAGAUGGAAAAUCCGUCCACCAACAACCGGUUUCGGUCCACAAUCUUCAACCACGAUGAUGAGGACCAGGACAAGGAAUACGUGGGCUUUGCGACGCUGCCAAACCAGGUGCACCGUAAGUCAGUAAAGAAGGGAUUCGACUUCACGCUCAUGGUGGCAGGGGAGUCUGGCCUGGGAAAGUCCACCCUGGUCAACAGUCUCUUUCUCACAGAUCUUUACAAAGAUAGGAAGCUGCUCAAUGCUGAAGAGCGAAUAACACAAACAGUAGAAAUCACCAAACACACAGUGGAUAUAGAAGAGAAAGGUGUCAAACUGAAGCUCACCAUCGUCGACACACCCGGGUUUGGGGAUGCUGUAAACAACACUGAAUGCUGGAAGUCCGUGGCGGACUACAUCGACCAGCAGUUUGAGCAGUACUUCAGGGACGAGAGUGGCCUCAACCGGAAGAACAUCCAGGACAACCGCGUACACUGCUGCCUCUACUUUAUCUCACCCUUCGGUCAUGGCCUCAGGCCUUUGGAUGUGGAGUUUAUGAAAGCUCUACAUGAGAAAGUUAACAUCGUCCCCAUCCUGGCAAAAGCAGACACACUCACCCCUAAUGAGGUCAAGAAAAAGAAAAUCAAGAUCCGAGAGGAGAUCGAGCAGUACGGCAUCAAGAUCUACCAGUUCCCCGACUGUGACUCUGACGAGGACGAGGACUUCAAGCAGCAGGACCAUCAGCUGAAGGAAAGCAUCCCCUUCGCAGUGAUCGGCAGCAACACGGUGGUGGAGGCCAAAGGGAAGAGGGUGCGAGGCCGACUCUAUCCCUGGGGCAUCGUAGAGGUGGAGAACUCGGCCCACUGUGACUUUGUGAAGCUGAGGAAUAUGCUCGUCCGUACGCACAUGCAGGAUCUGAAGGACGUGACCCGGGAGACUCACUACGAAAACUACAGAGCUCACUGCAUCCAGAGCAUGACCCGCAUGGUGGUCAAGGAGCGCAACCGCAAUGGAACAGAAAUGAACAGGAGAACUGAGCAGACAUUUCAACAGCGUAAACUCACCAGAGAGAGCGGCACGGACUUCCCCAUCCCUACGGUGCCCGGAGUGGACGAUGAGACAGAAAAGCUCAUCCGAGAGAAAGACGAGGAGUUGCGGCAGAUGCAGGAGAUGCUGCAGAAGAUCCAGGAUCAGAUGCAAACUCAGAAAGACGGCUAUUAACACAGGACAGUGUCUCUCUGUAACUGGGAUGAAAAGAUUUAAGAAACACAGGAUACCUUUUGUCCCUUUUCAAGAACAUUGACUUCCCUCUCUGUCCACCCACCUCCACCUCGUCAGCAGCGACCUUCUCUCGGAUCAGGGACCUGCGAGGAGGCGGUGCGAUGUUCUCACGUCUGCAGCUUCCUUUAUCCUCUCUGACUUUACCACUGCUGCAAAACACUCCACCCUGUUCUUUCAAAAAAUAUAAUUUAAUGAUAAGGAUGGUUGAAGAGCAGCCUAUGCUGCGAUCUGAUUUUCCAAACAUCUGAUUUGUUAGCCACAUGAUCACAGGGUUGUUUUAUUACAUGAAGUCUGAUAUGAGGUUUACAUGUGGGGACCUGCUCAGAUUGUAAAGCACAGAUUUCUGGUGCAAGUGUUUAUUUCUAUUAUCUAUAGGUCAACAUGCAUACUAUUAAUAAUUUAAUUUUCUAUAUGAAACUCAGAAAGAUUUUUCUUCAAUGUGUUCCUGGUUUUAUUUGGACUUCACUGCCUGAUAGUACGUAUGGUUGAUUGUUUUAUGUUCAUUUCCCUUCAGCUGAGGUUCCUGAUUAUUCAUUUGUUAAGAUUCAUUUUGAUUUAGUGUAAGUGUCUGCAUGUUUAUCAUUGGUGCCACCUCUGCUGCCUGACAUCAUGGAUGCUCAACGAUGGCCAGUCUUAACGCACUGCAACGCUAACUUAUUGCCAUAUCAACGUUAAAAUAAUCUCACUUUUUACAUGACAAAUUAGUCCUUUAUUGUUUGGAGAAUUCCCCCAAAACAGAGUUGUUUCAAAGUGAUUUUCUCUCCUGAUAAAACCACCAACUGUUCACAUGUGAGAGCUGAUGAUAGGACUUUGAAUAUUAGGCUUGCAUGAGAAGGGCCAUGCAGUGUAUUUAUUUGUGCAUGUGUGUGAAGGUUUCUCUGAUUGCAGAUCAAUUUAGUGAUCAUAAGGUUAUUUAUGGGCAAUGAAAAAUAUGUAGCUACUUAGUUGUUGUUGAUAUUGAAAAGAGGUGGAUUUUUUUUUUGUCUUCCGUUUGGUAUAAUUUUGUGAAGGGAACUCAUGAGUUGUGUGCUAACCUUAAUGUUUAUCGUAUAACCAAAGCCACAAUGACCAACUUCAUUUUCCAACAUUGAUUUUUGUUUUGUGUUGACAUGAAGAAUAGGACUUGUCAAAGCCAAGAGUAAUGAACACAUGUAUUGGAUGAACUUGAUUCUCUUGUUAUAUGUACUGUUGUUACCCCUUUUUUGGAAAUUAGUUAACUCCGCCAUGUUGCGUGACCUUUGUUAUGUAAAAAAAGAAUUACAUUCCUCGAAUUCUGUCCCAGAGUCAGGUAUUGCUAUUGUUUCUGAAUUUGUUUUAUAUUAAAUUUGUCUUUUGUUA